Molecule: messenger RNA, 1528 nt
Organism: Aegilops tauschii subsp. strangulata
Lineage: Eukaryota; Viridiplantae; Streptophyta; Magnoliopsida; Poales; Poaceae
Source: RefSeq, a predicted model, not a curated record
UUUGUGCUCGCGCACAACGGCAAAGUUGAUGGAUCGGCCCCUUCAAAAGAGAGAGAGAGAGAGAGAGAGAGAGAGAGAGAGAGACGGAUCGGCCGUUCCUCAAAGGAAAAACAAAACAGAGGGAUCGACCGGGAUUUGGGCCUGCGUCUUGAGGCGAACGAACCCUACCGAUCGACGCGACGGGGUGACGGCGCAGGAGCGGACGGACGCGGUGCCUCCGGCGACAAGUCCGACGACGACGAAGGACUUCCGUAAGAUACUGCUGAGUGCAAGAUGAACACGAACCGUGGGAGGAGCCGUAGUCCAGUUGAAGUCAAGGAUGACCACUCUAAGGGGAGUGACGGUUAUGGAAGGAAAGAGAACAUGAGAGAUCUACAGAAUGAUAGUCAUGCCAGACCAGGCAGAGGUCAUGAAUUUGUUAGGCAUUCUGAUAGGCAUUCCUAUGGGGCUUCACGUGAAUCCAGGAGGCAUGAUGAUUAUAGGAGGUAUCAUGAUAAACGUGCUGAUGAUGAAAGGAGCCAUCCUAGAACUUCCCGGCCAGAUCGGGAGUCAAGGGCUGACACUUACUAUGAUCCUUCAAAGCGUGAUGGCACAUCUGAUAGAUCACAUGGUGAUUGGAGAAAUGCUGACAGCAGGUAUGGGGGAAAAUCUGUUAAGCGAGAGCAGAGGAGUAAGAAUCAGGAAAAACAUGAGUCCCCGCGUGAAUACCAAAAACAUGAUAUCACAGAGUAUGAGAAAGAUGCUGAUUUAAGAAAGGAAACCCACUCUUCCAGAAGGUAUCCAGAGGAAGGUGAAAGUAAAAACAAGGAAAAGUUCAAGCAGGACGAGGCUCUAAAGAAGAGAAGUGGCAAGGAAAUUGAGAAAAGUAGCUGCACAGCAGAACCUGAGUUAGAAACUAGGCAGAAGAGAAGAAGCUUAUUCAGUUCUGUUGGUCCAGAUGUUGAAAAUGAACAGCACAUGGAAAUGGAUACUUCAGGAGGAAUUAAAGAGGAAGCAAUGAAUGAUCUGAAUGCAGCAAAAGUUGCAGCAAUGAAAGCUGCUGAAUUAGUGAAUAAGAACAUUGUAGGAUUUGGAGUCGGAACUGGGCGGCUAUCCACUGACCAGAAGAAGAAGCUGCUCUGGGGUAACAAAAAGAGUAACCCUCCAGAGACAAGUACCCACUGGGACUCAAAUCUGUUUUCUGAUCGGGAGCGCCAAGAGAAAUUCAACAAACUCAUGGGUGUGAAAAGCAGUGCUUCUGCCUCAGUUCAAGAGAGCAAGGCCGGCAUCAAGGAAGAGGGUCCGGCGGAAAUCAAGAAACAAGAGGAACUCGAUACGGACCUGGAGAAACUCUAUGUAGCAGGCCUGCGCCGGAGAGAUGGCCGAACCGUUGGUCUCGGCCUGUAGGGAACUCUGCCUGCAAGUGUCAAGUGCCUCUGAUGUACACGCUUCGUUGGCUUGUUUAUCCUUACAUGUGGAAAUUUGGCUGUCAGUUUUGCAUCGACUGUAGAAACGUGUUAUUAUAUUAUCAUCGUGUGUCUCAUAAACA